This is a messenger RNA of Venturia canescens, 1944 nucleotides long. RefSeq names its product odorant receptor 4-like. Bases 329 to 1579 code for a protein of 416 amino acids. The transcript is spliced from 5 exons. Gene Ontology annotation, molecular function: olfactory receptor activity; odorant binding. Gene Ontology annotation, cellular component: plasma membrane. The record is from RefSeq and is a predicted model, not a curated record. NCBI's taxonomy places the organism in Eukaryota, Metazoa, Arthropoda, Insecta, Hymenoptera, Ichneumonidae. Gene Ontology annotation, biological process: sensory perception of smell; detection of chemical stimulus involved in sensory perception of smell.
UCGAGUGAAAAAAAAAAAGAAAAAAAAACACAUAGGAGGCCAUAAGAUAAGAGGGAUAAAUGUACGCGCAAACGCUUUUUCCGUAAUUUCUUUUGUUACGCGCGUACAAUGAAAAGUAGAAGGGGCAAUGCCAUUUUUAUUCGAGAUACAACGAAGCGGCAACAUAGCAGCAGCAAGGGGAUGAGAAACGUGUAUACGACAGAGGCGGACUUGCGCAGCUCGGAGCUUAAAUUCAUAUGACAAAACAUCACUGUUGUGUGUCACCGCGAAUGAUGAAUGCAUAAUUGCGCAUCAGAUAGAAAUAAAAAAAGGGUAGAAAGCGUGCGCGAUGAGAUGCAGUUUGCGCGAAACACAGACCGCUGAGCGUAUCAUGUCGGAUCGGGAUAACGCAACCGAGCGAUCGGUUGAUGAGAAGAUAUCGAACAAAAAUUAUGCCGCGGAUGUAAAUCUUUCGAUGCAAUAUACUCGUUGGUUUUUAACGUUGUUGGGCAUUUGGCCGUAUGUAAUAUCGGACGCGUCGAGAAUCGAGAAGUUGGUCUCGAAAUUUCUCAUGCCAUUCCCAUCGGUCGUAAUAACGUUGCUCCUGAUACCACUCGUAUCGAUACCGAUUUUUCGGGAUCUCACUCCGAGUCAAUUUCUCCUUUUGCUCGCACCAUUGAGCUUCCGCGCGUCGAGCGUUCUCAAAAAUCUCAUUCUCAUAUCACGACGGGACGCAAUUAAAUUUUGUAUUCAACACAUGAAAACCGAUUGGCAAAGAAUCGAGACCGACGAGGAUCGUGAAAUAAUGAUGAAAAAUUUGCGGGUCGGACGUAAUCUAACGUUGAUAUGCGUAUUGUGUUUAUACAGCGGCACUAUAUUUUACAAUACUUUACCAUUCGUCUCACCCCGAAAAGUAAAUGCGCUAAAUCAAACCAUCAGGCCAAUCACCGUACCCGGUAUCGACAUUUACGUCGAUCUUCGCGCCGGUCACAAUUACGAAAUCGUUGUAUUUAUCAGUUGUCUUUCCAUUUUUUACGUAUCCGCUAUCAUCAGCGCAAUUUGCAAUCUUGCGGCUGUACUCGUUUGUCACGCUUGUGGACAAAUACAGAUCGUCAUGUCGAGACUGGAGCGCCUCGUUGGUCAAGAAAAUGGAAAAUAUAUCGAUCAAAAUAGCCUACAGCGAGGCAUCUCUUUUAUCAUACGAAUCCACGUUCGGGUACUGAGAUUUGCCUCGAAAAUCGACCAAGUUCUGCGAGAGUUGUGUCUCAUUGAAGUGGUCGCGGCAACUCUCAUAAUAUGUUUGGUAGCAUACAUGUUUAUAACGGAGCGAAAAAACACGAGUAUCAUGGCCUCUGUAUCAUACACGACCUUGCUGAUCUCUCUAUCUUUCAACAUAUUCAUCUUUUGCCGAAUCGGUGAGCUACUGAAGGAAAAGAGCAUAUAUGUACCAUCAUUAUCAACGAUUUUCUUGAAUGCGCUCAACACCAUGACAGUGCGAGGCUGUCGGGAAAGCAGCUUACAUGACCGAAUGGUACACGCUACCAGGCAAAACUGGACUCACUCUUGUCAUGCUCAUUACUAUGGCGCACUAUCCGCGUAGACUCACAGCUGGACGGAUAAUAGAACUCUCGAUAUCAACCUUCGGAAACAUCUUUCUAUCGAACGAACUCAUGCCACUACUCCAGUUUUCUUUUUUCUAAAGAUAAUGAGAACUUCGUUUGGCUAUUUGAACAUGCUUCGCACCAUGACCGAAUGAAGUAAAAAAUGUACUCGACGAUGAGCCACUGCGAACGAUGCUAAACUCAACGCGCGCACUAUAUUUUUGCUUUUGUUUUAUGCGCCCAAGCAUGCGGCAGAUUCAACAUGCAUCAUCAACUGUUUUACUUCUCGGCCUAUAAUCGACGAAUGGCGAACAAAUGAUCCGUAGAAAAAUAUAUGCAUGCCAACUCGUCGCGUGGUAAAAGG